AUUUCCUCUUUCUCCACCCCAUCUCUCCAAAUCCCCUAUCUCUCUCUCUCUUCUGUUAAGCAGUUGGUUAGAUAGAUUUGAUGUUUCUUCUGGUUGCUGUUUCACUGGUUUGCUAAGGAAAAAGUGUGUGAAUCUUCUCACACUACAAUACUAUCUCAAACCCUCUUUGAGAUUGUAAGCUUGGUAUACUAUAGCCCUAAUGCAGGGGAAACAGAAUACCGUUGGUUCCCUCCAAGAAACUUUAGGCUUUAAUCAUGGUUCGACGCCUAGUGAAGGUGGUGUAGAUCAGCAGAUAUGUUGGAAUAAUUUGCAAAAUUCUGCACAGAAUCACCUGCCAGAUUAUAUGGUUUCUUCUAAUGCGACUAAUAUUCCAUUGUUCAAUCCUAUGAGCCAAGAGAGACAGAAUGUAACCAGGGGGAGUUUAGGAGAAUCCAGCUCCUCUAUUGCACCGAAUUGUGCAAGUCAGAGUGAACAGAAAGCAGAUCAUGGAUGGUCAUCCGCAAUGACUACAUAUCAUGGACCUUCACUGAUCUGUAACGAACAGCAAUGUGGGUCUUCUAACAUUAUGUCAUUGAAUGAUUUUUUUUCUCAAGGUUCUAGUUCUAGCACCAUUCCUCAUGAAAUCAACAGGAAUCCAGCAUUUGAGGGGUGCAGUGACAACGAUGACGAUGGCUGUCAAGUGAUGGAGUGUACUCCAUACAAUUCUGUUAGACCAGGAAAAGAGCGAAUGUCAUCUGCUUGUACUUAUUUAGGUAAUGGGUGUUCGACGGAUGAUAGUGGUGAUGGCAGGCUAGAAAGUUCUCCGGAUUCUAGGCGCUUUUGUAAGAGAAAAACACUUGAAGGAUAUCUAGCACAAUCUUCAGGAAGUGGAAGUUCUGAUUAUAUUCCUCUUGCUGAAAAUAGCAUAUGGCAUUCUGGACCUGCAUCACAUAGUAUGAGUACAGGUGCAAAUAUCUCUGCUCCAACAGAAAGUGUCAGAAGCAUCAAUAUGUCAGAGCAUGUGAUCCCAAGACUUGGGCUUACCAUGGGAGGAGCCGCUGCGGUAACUCCUGUUGGUACUCCGGCUUCAAGAAGUGCAGAAAGUUCUCAUAGAAAUUUCAGGGUGAGGUUUGAUGGCUCACUUCAGCAAGAUUAUCUUCCCAGUAAUAUCUUUCCUGAUGUGGAUAAUGUUGGAAAUGUUAAUCGGUCAUCUGAACAGCAAUUACCAGAGCUACUUCCUAAUACCCCUUUGGAUUUGAGGUCUGUGCCUGCUGCAGACAGUGGAAAUACUCAAAGGCAGCCUGUUGUAAUGCAUGUUUCUUCUCUGCAUCGAGGUGCACAGACUAGGUGGAGUUCAGCAUCAAGUUCCAGAACUGGCAGUUCAUCAAGUUCUGCUCGAGAGAGAAAUUCAGCAACAUUUGAAGAGCCUAACUCAAGAAGUGUGUCAAGAAACAUCUCACAACAUCCUAUGUUCAUACCUUCAACUAAUGGGAGAAACUUGAACCAAAAUCCUGCCAGCUUGAAUUUAGCUGGAAGAAAUGUUUCUGUUGCUGGAAAUGUCGCAUCCAGUUCAGGGGUCCACGCUUCUUCUCCUAAUAGAGUUCUCCACAGAUCUCCUCAAUAUCACCGGAGGCUGUCAGAAUUAGUUCGUAGAUCUUUGUUGUCUCCAGCUAGCACUGGAUCUGGAGGUGUUAAUAGUAAUAGUCGUCCACUACGUUUGAGUUCUCCUAUCUCACAGGAGAUGGCACUUCCUGGAAACCAUGAGCAUCGUACAUCGAGUUCAGUGGAGCGACAUCUUGAUGAUGCUAUAGGACUCUCCAAUUCCUCGAGGACUUUGGCUGCUGCACGGGAAGGAAGAAGUAGGCUAGUCACUGAGAUUCGCCAUGUGUUAGAUCUUAUGCGCAGGGGGGAAGGGCUAAGUGUUGAGGAUGUAAUGAUCCUUGAUCAGUCGGUCUUCUUUGGGAUGCCGGAUAUUCGAGAUCGCCACAGGGAUAUGCGUCUUGAUGUUGAUAAUAUGUCAUACGAGGAGUUAUUGGCACUCGGAGAGCGCAUUGGGGAUGUUUGCACCGGGCUAAGUGAGGAAACUAUUUCAAGUCGUUUGAAGCAGCGCAACUUUAUUAGCAUAAAAAGAGAACAACCCGAGGAAGCAGAACCAUGCUGCAUAUGCCGGGAGGAAUAUAACAACGGAGAUGGUCUUGGAACACUAGAGUGUGGACAUGAUUUCCAUACAGACUGCAUUAAGCAAUGGCUCAUGCAGAAGAAUUUAUGCCCGGUAUGCAAGACGACGGGGCUUACUACAUGAGAAAGAACCAUAUUCUUUGAAAAUAUUUGAAUUGGAAGGGGAGUUUGUUCUAGAGAUGAAAUUAGCGCUAGCUGCAUUAGACAUUUAUUUAGAACAAAAUUUACAUUAUGGUUUUCUGGAAUUUUACAUUUGCUUUUACAAUUAAUUGAAUCACCUUUUGGAAUA
Molecule: messenger RNA, 2446 nt
Organism: Solanum stenotomum
Lineage: Eukaryota; Viridiplantae; Streptophyta; Magnoliopsida; Solanales; Solanaceae
Product: probable E3 ubiquitin-protein ligase RHG1A
Exons: 7
Coding region: 200-2281 (693 amino acids)
Molecular function (GO): ubiquitin protein ligase activity
Source: RefSeq, a predicted model, not a curated record